Tribolium madens (black flour beetle) is the source of this 1779-nucleotide messenger RNA. Its product is annotated as serine/threonine-protein kinase 32B. The record is from RefSeq and is a predicted model, not a curated record. Gene Ontology annotation, molecular function: ATP binding; G protein-coupled receptor kinase activity; G protein-coupled receptor binding. Gene Ontology annotation, biological process: protein phosphorylation; regulation of signal transduction; G protein-coupled receptor signaling pathway. Bases 289 to 1725 code for a protein of 478 amino acids. The transcript has 11 exons. NCBI's taxonomy places the organism in Eukaryota, Metazoa, Arthropoda, Insecta, Coleoptera, Tenebrionidae.
UUUAGUACUAGAAAUAAUCUUUUUAGAGAGCAUCUGUUUCUCAACGAAAAUAAUUUUUUCCAUAAAAAUCUGCUUUUUGUAUUGUAUAGGUUGUUUAUCCAAGCUAAAAUCUAAUGAACUAAUAAUGUGAAAUUUCAGCUCCAUGUAAUUAAAAUGUAAACUCGGAAAGUCUUAGUUGUUGACCCUGUACAUUGAUUUCUAUCAUGAAAACAUGGAUGUAUCUUAAAUAUUGAACUACAUUGUAACUAAAUUUAAAUGUAGAAGUUUUGACAAAUAAAGACAACUGAAAUGGGGGCCAACCAAUCGGGGAGAAUGGAAAAAACGUUUUACGGAGAAGAAGUGAAUUUCGACCAUUUUCAAAUUUUACGGGCAAUAGGAAAGGGAAGCUUUGGCAAGGUGUGUAUCGUCCAAAAGAAAGAUUCGAAGCAGAUGUUCGCGAUGAAGUACAUGAAUAAGCAUCAAUGUAUGGAACGAGACGCCCUCAAGAACGUACUCAGAGAGGUGGAAAUCCUGACGAGAUUAGAACAUCCCUUUCUUGUCAAUAUUUGGUUUUCAUUUCAAGAUGAAGAAGAUCUCUUCAUGGUGACGGAUCUGCUCUUGGGAGGUGACUUGAGGUAUCAUAUCCAACAAGAAGUGAAUUUCUCGGAAGAUGCUGUCAAAUUGAUGGUAUGCGAGCUGGCUUUGGCACUGGAUUAUCUUCAGACAAAGCAGAUAAUACACAGAGAUAUCAAACCGGACAACAUUCUACUGGACGAAGAAGGUCACUUCCACAUCACGGAUUUUAACAUUGCUACAGUUUUAGAAGAUACUCAUUUAGCGACAUCUAUGUCCGGAACUAAGCCAUACAUAGCACCGGAAAUCUUCGACUGUGCGGUUGACUUAUGCGUGGGAUAUUCUUAUCCCGUCGAUUGGUGGUCGUUGGGUGUGGUAGCUUAUGAAAUGUUGAGAGGCAUGAGACCGUUUGAUAUUCACUCCAAUACUGGCAUACAAGAAGUGAGAAUCUUAUUCCAAAUCGGAUUAGAUUACCCGUCGAGUUGGAGCGAAGGGAUCAUUGAUUUAAUUUCAAGGUUGUUGUGUAUAAGUCCGGGCUUGAGGAUUUCAAACAUACAAGAACUCAAACAAGUCAAGUGCCUAAAGAAGUUUGAUAUGGAAAGAGUGUUUCAAAGGCAGUAUAAGCCCCAUUUUACACCACCUAAAGACCAUUUGAAUUGUGAUCCAACUUUCGAACUCGAAGAAAUGAUCAUAGAAACAAAACCCUUGCACAAAAAAAAGAAACGAUUGGCAAAACAAAGAUCAAUAAGGGAGAUUCAAGGAACGAUGAGUAUAGAUUUGGAUGCCGAUUCUCCGUUGGAGCUUCCAGGGACUAUAAUCCCCGACUUUAAGGUUUAUAACAGGUAUCAAGAGUUAGAAAAAAGGGAACGUGAAAGAAAGGAACAAGCAUGGGAGAGGGAACUUGAGCUGGCCAUGAGAUCCUCUGAUCCUUUAAAAGAAGAGACCGAACCUAAGGAAAAAAUUCACAAAUGUACAGGAUGUCCGAAAUUAGAAACAAUGAUUAAUUCGAAUUGUAAACUGAACUAUGAAGAUCGUGGAAGUAACAUGAGUCAAUUAUCGUUACCUGACAUGAAAAAUGAAGACACUUCCGUUAACGACAUUCAAAAUAAAUUGCAAAAUAUAGAUUUCAUUGAUAGGACACCAUCACCAGUAGAGAGAACUGAAGGAACUUAACUUUUUUAUAACCAGUAAAAAAUGUAUUAUAUUUUAUAUUAAAAUCCAAUUUUG